AUGGUUAGCCAAUCGAUUAUAAAAUGUAUCCAGAUACCUAAUAAAUAUCAUUAUAAGCAAGAAUGGGUUGAUACGAUACGAAACCAAGGAUCAAUGGAAGAUAUUAAAAUAUUGGAAAUAUUUUCAUUUGGUAGUGUAAAUGAUAUAAUACGGUAUCCAGAUAUUUAUAAUUUUAUUUACAAUGAUCAAAAAAUGAUAAAUAAAAUAGAGAAAUUAUGUUUGAUAGAUAUCAGUAAUAAAUAUCGUACUAUCAAAUAUGAAGAAAUUCGAAAAACUUUAAAUAAUUUUGAAAUCAAAGAUUUUGAAAUUGAAGAGUAUUUAAUUCAAUUAAAUGAAUUUUUCCAAUGUAAAAUUGAUUCUAUUGAUAAAGUUAUAGAAUUUACCAAUGUUAUGGAUUGUAGAGACGUGUAUUGUGGUGAAAGUGAAUUAUACCUUGUAGAUAUGAAGAAUAUAGUGACCAAAGAUUUCUUAUUGGAAUCUUUAAAUCAAUGGAAGAAUAAAUUAAAUAAUGAGAUAAUAGGUAAAAGUGAGUAA
Molecule: messenger RNA, 534 nt
Organism: Henningerozyma blattae CBS 6284
Lineage: Eukaryota; Fungi; Ascomycota; Saccharomycetes; Saccharomycetales; Saccharomycetaceae
Gene: CSN9
Product: Csn9p
Exons: 1
Coding region: 1-534 (177 amino acids)
Source: RefSeq, a predicted model, not a curated record